CCCAAGUGUUGUGAUUGCAGUCUGAGUUGAGAACGCGCGUCUGCCUGUGGUUCGGCGCGCUCUUUCGCUGCUGUUUAUAGCGCUCUGGGAAUACUAAUCUCAUCUUUGAGGGGACAAACAACGAAUAAGCUUUCUAUUCUUCGAGGCGACUUUUUCGCUUCUGCGACAGCGUCAUCUGUGCAAGAAGGAGCUGAAUAUUUCCCAGCAGUGAAAAGAGGCGAGGAAAUAAUAUAGUUGGUGACAUUUCCUGGCUCCUGACCUUUCUCCAUCCUUUGGUAACACUUCCUCUCCUGCUCAUUGGAUCACAGCAGCCCAUCUGUUGGUAAAUGGAAGACUGCUGACCGUGGUGAAGGAAAACCGUUGAAGAGGUGGCGGUAUUUGACCUUGACAGCCCCCCAAGUUGCACAACCCCCGGCUGCCCCCUCCCAACCCCCAUUUUCCCCAUCUUAAACCCCCACCCCCCCCCCUCCAGCCUUUGCCGGUUCACCCCUUUUGAGGCCGCCUAAGUGGACGUUUGUGGGGAGGAGCUUCGGACCAGACGACGCCAUUGGACGUUGCAGCCGUCUAUCACAACCGAGAGCUGUCUCUCCUCCCGGGACCCCUACUGUGUGUGGCUGAGGUCGGACAGCUGCGCCACCGUCUCCCCUGGAAUCAAGGGCGGAUUUGAACAGGACGUGGAAAACAGCCAGCCGCAGUAUCCUGAGAACUGCCACGAUGUCCUGGCGACGACACGCAAGCAGAACACGGUAGCGGCGGACUCGGCGUACGGGAAGACCACACCCGCAACCGCCAGCACAACCAAUGGCGGGCCUGCACUGCCAAAGGAGGCAGGUGACCCCGAAAGAGGCACAGGUCCCGAUGGCCCUGCCCUCGUAGGGCAACAGGGGUCACCUGACUCGGAGCCAAUCAGUGUGGAGAUGGAGGGAGUGCGGCGGCCCCCAGAUGUGGAUAAGUCUAACCACAGCGUCCACUACACCCUCCUCAUCGCCUGUGUGCUGGUGGCCUUCGUCCUGGGCGCCUUUCUCUCCGGCUUCCUGGUCUCCUGCUACUGCAACCACACAGGCCACAAGACAAAGAGGCUGGCCAAGGAUCCGGAGGCUCCCAUCCCCCACGCCCUGUCCCUCCGCAGCCUGGCCAAGCUCAACGGCCUGCUGGAUGGCCAGAACAAGGACGACAAGCUGGAGGUGUCCUCGCCCAAGAUCUACAACUCCUUCUUCUCCAACAGCAAGGAGCACCACCAUCCCCGGAGGAGCGGGCACCACGGGGUCACCAUGGGCGACCUGGUGCACCCCCACCACCUGCACCACUCCUCGGAGCUGUCCGGCCUGCCCACGCCGGAAUCCACGCCCGAGCUGCCAAUCAAGAGCAUGAAGGCCUUCAAGAACCAGUGGGAGCGGAACCAGAACUGCAACAACGCAAAGGAGCCCAAGUCGCACAACAUGAGCUCCAGGCCCAGCUCCGCCCUGCUGCACCAGGCCAGCUACCCUUACUCCCAUGGCCUGUCCAACGGGCAGGCACUGAUGUGCGGACCCCUGCAUCCGGAAGACCGCAAGAUUCCUAACGUGGACCGCAUUCUUUCCCAGCACCCCUACCCUUGCUAUCCACAGAAGGUCAUGGAAGUCACCUCCCUGGACGAGUUGCUGAAGCACAUCCACGAGGCCAGCAGCAGCAGCAAGAACGCCCAGCUCAUGAGCCCCUCCGGUCUGAUGGCCAGCGGCGGCUUCGGCAGCAGCCAGCUGGCAGUGGCCACGCGUAUCCAGCCCCAGAUCCCGGAGACGGAGUCAGCGCCCUACUACAGCUCCUCCACGUUACCCCGGGACAGCCUCACCCGUCGCAUGGACGUCCCGCCGGACAUUCACUCUCACCACCAGUCCACGCUGGAGCGGAGGCACUCCUCCCAGAGGCACUCGCUCCUCGCCGCCGCCGCCAAGAUGUCCAACGGAGGAGCAGGAGGUGGAGCAGGAGGAGGUGCGGGAGGAGGAGGAGGAGGAGGUGCAGGAGGAGGCGGAGGCAUGAUCCCGCGGCAGCACAGCUUCGGGCAGCGGAACGGCGGGCCGCACCAGCCCCCCCCCCUCCUGGCCCGGAUGAACUCCACCGGGAGCGCGUGCGAGGUGCACUACCCCGUCAUCCCCAACGGGUACCUGGCGCGGCAGCUCAGCUACAGCGGCGAGCAGCAGGAGGUAAUGCACCGGGGGGCCAUCGUGCGCCGGACCACCUCCCUCAAGCCCGACGUCCCGCCCAAGCCCCUGUUCAUACCGGCCACCUCUCCGGUCAACCAGCAGGGAAAGUUCAACUACUGAGCUCCACGGAGGCGAACUUCUAAGACUAUGGAGAAAGAUUGUCCCUCCUGAAUGUUCCCUUAGAAAACGGUUGAAAUACAGACUGCUACAGAGAGGAUUGGACGCGUGGCAGCCGUUUGCUAUGUGGACAAGAAACCAAAUUUGCUUUUUUUUCUCUUCUCUUUUGUCCAAACAAAUAUCUUUGUACCAUAUUGGUAUUGCUCAGCUACUCGCUUAUAAACCCUUGACAGACUAGUGUACCGUAAUGCUGCCACACGAUGAAAGGCUGCCAAUAUUCUCAUUGUCCAUUUAAAAUGCAAGUUGCUCCUCUUUUUUCUUUAUUUUUUAAACAAUGGCCACAGGAGGGUCGGACAAAAUAUAUUGACAUCUUGAAGACUUGGAAGCUAUGACCUCCUGCAAUGCUGUUGAAUUGGACUUUUGUUUUGCCUUUGCUUACUUUCUCAGAUGUAGUGUUGAUAACCAGCCCUGACUUCCCUGCCCUCCACCCUCAGAUGUGUUUAUAAGCUGGUGUAUGUAUAUAUGUGUGUGUUUAUAUCCACACGGUAUAUGUAUACAUAUGCAGUACAUGUAAUGUGGGAUGCAAGACAUCUCCCCUAAAGGUAGUUUUGUUUCGGCCUCACUUUAGUCGUAGGCUAUAAAAGAAGAAGAAGAAGAAAAACACUGGCCACAGUCCAAUUCAGAUGAGGACCGCGAAGGUCUAGGGAAAGCAAACAUGUACUUCAUCAACACAUUCACAGCCUUGAUAAUGGCGAUAAUACGGAAUGAGACGCUUCAAUACAGACGGUCCUUUAAUUUAUUUUCUAUGUUAAUUAUCCUUCCCCCCGCAUACGAGAUCAGCGCUGUCUAAUCACGUUCCGUGGAGCUCUGAAUGCAUGCGUCACCACACCAGCUAAUUGGCUAAUUGGCAUAGCAUUCUAACCAAUUAGGGAAGUCGGCAGGUGUUGUUAAGAUGUUGUGUGCUUGGUUGCCAUGUGAUAAGAUUUGCUCACGACUGGGCAAGAUGGGUUGAGUUGCAUACAAAAAAGUUUUUUUUUUUUUUACUGAAUGUUAAAAUGGUGCUCCGUAGCGUCUCCCGAAUGGAUACAAAGAUAUAUAUUUAAAAAAAUGCCCAAAAAGGACUAGAGAAAACCUUGUAUGCCGUGAAGGCACAUGGACAUUACAUAGUAUGGACUGCAGUUAGUAAAAUUAUUAUUAACUUUGUGGUUAUUGGUUGUAAAUAAAGGAAUAAUUACUAGCCAAAUUUUAACUGUAUGUGUAAAUGUGUGCCUUAUUUAAUAUUGUAUGUGAUUAAUGACACGGAGCUAAAAAUGGCCACCACGCUAUAGAUGGUGUCUCAUUUUAUAUGGUUGUCAACGUGUCAUAUCUAUUGUAUAUUUGAAGACUUUCAUUCCAAAACAAUAUAUUAAACAUUUGACAAAAAAAAGAAAAAAACAAUCCCAUCUUAAUUUUUAUAAAGUGAUCGCUGCCGUCACUUUCUCACAGCAAGUUGUUCAUCAGUUAUUUUGAUCUUUUGGCGAACAGAUUAGUAAGAAUAAAAGUAACGUACUCUUAGGUGCUGUCUUUCACAUCAAAUAUCAGGUAUUACUAAUUUCCCAUAGCGGAUAUUUUUGCGUUUUGGAAUGUAAUUCUUUACAUGUGUCCACAUCGCAAGUGUUUUCCUGCUUCCCAGGAUGCCAUCCUGAGGGGUAAGUGUGGGGAGGGUUUUGAAGCCAUCCAUCUGGUUUCACCAAUUCACCGCUCAACGGGUUUUACCACUCGUGAUUGCCAUUGUAUCUUUGUUUUGGCCUCAUAGCGCUAGCUUCUGUUUAGGGUCUCUUUUUGUUUUUCUUGAUUAAUAUCCAACUACAAAAAUUAUCAAAUAUACAACUUUUUUAUUGCAUGCUUGCUAAACAGAUUUGUUGUUUUUGGCUCCAAUCCUAAGAGAACAUGCUUUAAAAAAAAAAAGAUUAUUUUUUUCAUCUGAUAGACAUAGAAGUUCGAAAAUACAAUAGGUUUUCUUUGUGAAAAUAAGACAUUUUACUGUGUAGAAUCGCUAAAGAAAUUGUUUUGAGGACUUACAUGGCAUUUUGCAGUAUGAAUGAACAAGGACGCAAAUUCAGCAAUGCUCAACACCCAGAGUUACCAGCUCUGUGAAACUACAGUAAAUCAAAGUCAAAAUCGACGUGUGUUUAAAGAGUAUGCACACAUAACCCUGAAAUAAUCUCCCCCCCCCCCCCCCCCUCCCAAUGAAUGGGUCAUCGUAUAUAGAGCUAGAGAGAAGAGCAAAGAUCUGAGGGAGUCACUAGUUCGCUAAACAUUCGUAGACGAGAUGCAUAUAAGGGUCAGUAGAGCCAGCCCAGGAAAUACAUCCUGUCUCAGAACUCUGCUGUCACAGUGUCGGGCAAAGUUAUUUUGGCCCUGGUGUGCUGAAAAUUUCAAUUACCGGAAA
This is a messenger RNA of Gadus morhua (Atlantic cod), 4728 nucleotides long. It is a transcript of the gene sema6cb, whose product is annotated as semaphorin 6Cb. Gene Ontology annotation, cellular component: plasma membrane. Gene Ontology annotation, molecular function: semaphorin receptor binding; chemorepellent activity. The record is from RefSeq and is a predicted model, not a curated record. Gene Ontology annotation, biological process: positive regulation of cell migration; axon guidance; semaphorin-plexin signaling pathway. NCBI's taxonomy places the organism in Eukaryota, Metazoa, Chordata, Actinopteri, Gadiformes, Gadidae.